AUGUUGUGCGAGAAGUGCAAACUAUUUAACGCUUUGGUUGAAGUGGCCUUCCAAAAAUCACAGGAGGAUUUAAUCGAAGCAGAGCAGCAGACCCAAUCAAAAUCCAACAUGUCAUCAUUCCCCUUUAACCCUCCUCGGCGGCCAAGAACCAAAAGAGAAGAAAUCAUAAACAAGCCUGUAAUAGAAACCGCCGAUCAUUCCAAAGUCGAAGAUAAAGAAGAACAAGAAUAUUCCGACAAGAAGGCGAAGAAAAGGAAGUCGUCAGAUAAUCUGAAGAAGAAAAAGGAAGCCAUCGGGAACGGGCCCCCGACACCGCCUCCCCUUCCGGAAGAAUUCAAGAAGACGAUCCAAGAAAUCGGGAGUGGCAAAAAUAUAUCCGAGGAGGCGGAGAUGAAGCUGGUUAUCCAAAAGGGAUUGUUCGAAACGGAUUUAGCUGCCGGAAAUAACAGACUUUCAAUCCCUUUCACACGGGUUCGCGAUCACGGGUUCUUGACGGAAGAGGAGGCUCGUUUCCUCACGACACGCGACCGCAACAACAAGAUGAAGUUCAAAGACGUCACGAUUAUCGAGCCCUCGUUGCGACGAGAGAAAGUGAAGCUGAGCAGAUGGGAUAUGAAAAAGGGUAACGGCAAGAAUACGUGUUCCAGUUACGUAAUAAACGGAAAAUGGAGACACAUUGUCGAGAGGAAUCGUCUUGAACCCGGGGAUGUGGUUCAGUUAUGGUCUUUUCGGAUCGAUCAAGAGUUGCAUUUCGCUCUUGUCAAGCUCCCAGGUAAUAAAUAAAUUUGGGUUCGUUAAUUAGUUGUGAUUAGGGUUUGUUCACCGGUAAUUAGAUUAUGGGAUGUACCAUAAGUUUUGGAUAUUAGGGUUUUCAUAUUUUUGUUUACAUAUAUACUGACAACUUUUUAUUUUGUUUUUCGAUCCUUUUACGAAAGUUAUCGACUUCUCGACGUUCUCGAUCUUUUUAUCGAGUUUAUUGAGUUUGAUUAGUUAUAAAUUUUCUUCUUGUUGGUUGAUUAAUUUUCUAAUUUUUUUCUUUUUUAUGUUAUAUAAUUUGACUGAUAAAUUUUGGUAGAUAUUUAUUGUUCUUCUUUUCUUUCACGUACAUCGGUACGUUAAAUAGAAUUUAUAGUUGACAUUAAUUUGCAUAAAUAUAAUGUU
Erythranthe guttata (spotted monkey flower) is the source of this 1161-nucleotide messenger RNA. Its product is annotated as B3 domain-containing protein At3g25182. NCBI's taxonomy places the organism in Eukaryota, Viridiplantae, Streptophyta, Magnoliopsida, Lamiales, Phrymaceae. The record is from RefSeq and is a predicted model, not a curated record. Gene Ontology annotation, molecular function: DNA binding.